Rhinolophus ferrumequinum (greater horseshoe bat) is the source of this 1314-nucleotide messenger RNA. RefSeq names its product serine dehydratase like (gene SDSL). Lineage: Eukaryota; Metazoa; Chordata; Mammalia; Chiroptera; Rhinolophidae. Gene Ontology annotation, molecular function: threonine deaminase activity; L-serine ammonia-lyase activity. The record is from RefSeq and is a predicted model, not a curated record. The transcript has 8 exons. The coding region runs from base 115 to 1104 and encodes 329 amino acids. Gene Ontology annotation, biological process: L-serine catabolic process; L-threonine catabolic process.
AGGAGGCCGCCGGAAGCUGGCAGAGUUGGUGCCCAGUUAGGCUAGUGGGCAUCAGGCUGCAGCCAAGCUGGUCCAGGGACUGUGGGCAGGAAGGUCCGCUAGGUGGUUGCCGGAAUGGAGGCCCCUCUGGCAGAGUGUGCUAAGGGUGAACAUUUCCACACUGUCACGCCUCUCCUGGAGAGCUGGGCACUGUCCCAGGUGGCGGGCACGACUGUCUUCCUCAAGUGUGAGAAUGUGCAGCCCGCUGGAUCCUUCAAGAUCAGAGGCAUAGGGCAUUUUUGCCAGGAGGUGGCCAAGAAGGGAUGCAGACAUCUGGUGUGCUCCUCAGGGGGCAACGCCGGCAUCGCUGCUGCUUACUGCGCUCGGAAGCUGGGCAUCCCUGCCACCAUUGUGCUUCCUGAGGGCACUUCCCUGAAGGUGGUGAGGAGGCUGCAGGGGGAGGGCGCCGAGGUUCAGCUGACUGGAAAGGUCUGGGACGAGGCCAACCUGAGGGCACAGGAGUUGGCCAAGAGGGACGGCUGGGUAAACGUCCCCCCGUUCGACCACCCCCUGAUAUGGGAAGGCCACAUCAGCCUGGUGCGGGAGCUGAAGGCAGCACUGGGGACCCCACCAGGGGCCCUGGUGCUGGCGGUGGGGGGCGGGGGGCUCCUGGCUGGGGUGUCAGCAGGCCUGGCAGAGGUGGGCUGGCAGCACGUGCCCAUUGUCGCCAUGGAGACCCAAGGGGCGCACUGUUUCAAUGCGGCCAUCAAAGCGGGCAGGCUGGUCACCCUGCCAAACAUCACCAGCGUGGCCAAGUGCCUGGGUGCCAAGACAGUGGCUGCACGGGCCCUGGAAUGUGCGCAGGAGUUUGAGGUCUUCUCUGAGGUGGUGGACGACGUGGAGGCUGUGAGUGCUGUGCAGCGUUUCCUGGAUGAUGAGCGUAUGCUGGUGGAGCCUGCCUGCGGGGCAGCCUUAGCUGCUGUCUACUCCGGCCUGCUGGGGAGGCUCCAGGCUGAGGGCCGUCUGCGCCCCUCCCUGGCCUCCAUCGUGGUCAUCGUGUGUGGAGGCAACAGCAUUGAUAGCCAAGAGCUGCAGGCUCUGAAAGCCCAGCUGGGCCAGAGCUGAGGUCUCCUGGUCUGGGAAGGCUGUCCGUGCCCUGGAGAUCCCCAAGAGGCUCACAGACACCCCUGUCGCUGGCUGAGGGGCCUCUGUGCUCAUAAGUGGCAGGGGAAGCUGCCCUGUGCUUCUGUGCGGGCCGCCUCCUACAGGAAGCCCCCCUGAACUGCUCCCUUUGGCUCCCCUGCAGCCCUGGCCAAUAAACCCUUUCUGAGUUGA